CGGUGAAUCGCUCGCAGAUCUCACUGAUGGAUGAUUCCCAGGAAUGGUAGUCAAGCGCAGAUCGGGAGAGAGACUAGUCGAACAUGGCUCUCUCCAGAGGCUUGAGAUGCUGUCAAAGGGUUUUCUCCUGGAUACCUGUCCUUAUAAUAGCCGCCGUGAUGUUGUGGUCAUACUACGCCUACGUAUUUGAGCUAUGUCUUUUUACACUAACCAACACACUGGAGAAAGUGGCCUAUCUACUGGUAUUUCAUGUUUGCUUUGUGAUGUUCUCCUGGACCUACUGGAAGUCCAUUUUUACCCCUCCUGCCUCACCAUGCAAAAAGUUUCAGCUGUCAUACUCGGACAAGCAAAGAUACGAAUUUGAAGAGAGACCAGAUGCUCAGAAACAAAUCCUGGUUGAGAUUGCAAAGAAACUGCCCAUCUUCAGUCGAGCUCAUUCUGGAGCUAUCAGGUUCUGCGACCGCUGCCAGGUUCUGAAGCCUGACCGCUGUCACCACUGCUCGGUUUGUGAAACAUGUGUAUUGAAGAUGGACCAUCACUGUCCCUGGGUGAACAACUGUGUGGGCUUUGCCAACUACAAGUUUUUCCUGCUUUUCCUGGCCUACUCCAUGGUGUAUUGUGUAUUCAUUGCAGCUACAGUCUUUCAGUAUUUCCUUAAAUUCUGGGUGGGGGACUUGCCAAAUGGACCUGCAAAGUUCCAUGUCCUCUUCCUCAUGUUUGUGGCGCUCAUGUUCUUCGUCAGUCUCAUGUUCCUCUUUGGCUACCACUGUUGGUUGGUCUCCAAGAACCGAUCCACUUUAGAGGCUUUCACAGCUCCAGUUUUUGUCAGUGGACCAGACAGAAAUGGCUUUAAUGUUGGCAUACGUAGAAACCUGCAGCAAGUGUUUGGAGAAGAUCGAAGGCUGUGGUUCAUCCCGGUUUUCACUGGCCAAGGGAACGGCCACUACUUCCCCUUGAAGAAUCGCAGUUCUGAGUCCCGCAACCCCUUAUUAGCUAAUGAGGACCUGUGGGAGGAGUCUGAUGAUGGCUCUGAGGGAAGCCUGGUUGAGGACCAUGACCCUUCUGUUACCAUAGAGAUGGAGGAAUAGUAAUGUAAAGUAAGGACAAAAUACACUGGUACAGAGGAUGUAGAUUCAUAUCACACACACUGUGGCAAACGCAUUCCAUAUAAUGUGGACCUUCAGACACUGAACAAAUCCUGAAGGAGGCCAAACGUGUGGAUUAAAAGCUGCAUUAGCAUUGUUAUUGCCACUUGUCCCCAUGUGUUUUACAUAUUGAUGAACAGAUGAACUCAAUGGACAACCAGUAGCGUCACCUCUCCUCUCAGCAGUACAACAGGAUCAGUUUGGUUCAGACCAAAACUUGUCAAAUAUGACCUUGUAUACAAAAAGACGGCUGUAUUUAUUACCAUGGGUAUAUAUAUAUAUAUAUUUCCCUCUGGUUGUUCAUCACAAAGCAAUGGCCUCUGUGGGAUUAUAAAUAAGUGUUAAUUGGGGAGCUUCUGUCUAGCUCUGUACUGCUUUACAUGCCUCUGUGUUAUUGUUGGGUCGUGGGUUUACAGUGUCUGUGCUGGGUGGGUGGGGGGCUCUAACUUAACACCUAUGAUGCUGCAGAGGUCUCUUGUAGUGAUUCAGUUGUCUGGCCUCUACCAGUUUGAGCUUUGCAGAAUAUUAACAUGAUAUCUUACUUUUUUUUUUAAUGCAAAUAUGAGUAUUAUAUUACCUGACUUAACCCCCACCUUAUUAAUAUAUUCAUUUUUGUUUACGAGAAAACUCAUAUUGUGCUUAAGUAGAGAAUCUCAGCAUUAAUAUUAUUUGCUAAAUAUGCCAUUAUUGAUGUCUGAUCAGACUGGUAAGGGUAUUGAAAACUAAACUACUGUAUAUUUGAAGUGUUAAUUCACUGUUACAGCUCAAUAUGUAUUAUGGCAAACGUAAUAUGUUCAAAAUUCUUAAGUGGGGUCCAUAUACCGUGUAUCAUUGCUUAAAUUAUGUUGGAUACAUUGCUCUAAAGAAAUCGAGUGAUGGGUUUGAGCAUACAAAAACAAACUGAUAGACUUUUUUAUUUAAAAACAAUCAUCACAAUCUUUAUACCAUACCAGCCUUCCCUAGUGCAGUAACACUUCUGUGUGGAAGUUAUAGGAAAGUGAAAUUAACUUUCACCAUGGGUACAAAAUAAUUUAUAGGUUCUAUGUCUGCUUGGACUUUUGAUCUCUUGAAACAUGCAGAUAAGUGUACAUAUAUAUAUAUAACGACUGGUCCUCCUCCACUGGUUGGUAGAGGAACGCGAUCUUCUGCAAUGUGAUGUUCCAAAUGGUUUUCUACCUGCGUUAAUGUAUUUUGACAUUUUAAUAGUAAUGGAACAGAUCCUCCUGGUGGAAACUGUUGGUUUAUGGUAUUUAUUGUGUAUUUAUAUUUAGCCAGCAAACUUAGUUAAAAAAACUUCUGUUAGUGAGUACGUCCAUUUUAGUACCAUUCAAAAGUUUGGCCUUUAUCAAACCUUGAUACUGUUUGAUCUUGACACUUUAACUUGCUUCACUACUAUGUUGGGAAAGCCAAAUAAAAUGCUGCUCAUAUCUGAGAAAUUCAUAAUAUAACAUACAUUAUGAGGUACAACUCAUUGUCUGAAAGCAUGUAUAAACUCUAGGAAAGAUGUGGAUGUUGAGUGUUU
This is a messenger RNA of Gymnodraco acuticeps, 2667 nucleotides long. It is a transcript of the gene zdhhc15b, whose product is annotated as zinc finger DHHC-type palmitoyltransferase 15b. Gene Ontology annotation, cellular component: Golgi apparatus; endoplasmic reticulum. The coding region runs from base 84 to 1088 and encodes 334 amino acids. Gene Ontology annotation, biological process: synaptic vesicle maturation; peptidyl-L-cysteine S-palmitoylation; protein targeting to membrane. Gene Ontology annotation, molecular function: protein-cysteine S-palmitoyltransferase activity. The record is from RefSeq and is a predicted model, not a curated record. NCBI's taxonomy places the organism in Eukaryota, Metazoa, Chordata, Actinopteri, Perciformes, Bathydraconidae. The transcript has 11 exons.